CUUCGCUCCACUUUUAUUUUCUUUCGCUCUCUUCCACUUGUUUUUCUCCACUGCGAUUUUGUUUCGAAACCCUAAUUUUUCUUUCUUGCAAUUAUCUUUCAGAGCGAUUCUUUUCCGAAACCCUAAAAAAUCAACUCCUAUACAAAAGAUGCAGUCCAACGAAGAAAUCUUGAAGUUUCUUGGAGAAGGCGCAUACGGUUACGUAAACCUAGUCCGCUUCACUAAUCCCUCCGACGACGGAUCUUCGUUUCUCUCCGCCGUCAAGAACUCGUACGACGAAGACUACGAAACUCUCCGAAGAGAGUUAGAGAUUCUUCUCCAACUCAGAGGAUGUCCAAGGAUCGUCACGUGUUUCGGAGACUCUCUUCAACAAGGUCUAAGCAGUUACGGUAACGUAGUCCACAAGCUUCGACUCGAGUACGCCUCCGAGGGUAGCUUGAACGCUUUCAUGAACCGUUACGCCGACAGAAAGUUGCCGGAGCCGUUGGUUAAAGAUUUCACGCGGAUGAUUCUUGAAGGUUUGGUCUCGAUUCACAGACACGGUUAUGUCCAUUGCGAUAUAAAGCCAGAUAACUUGCUCGUCUUCCCUUCUUCGAAACAAGAUUCAUCAUCGUACGAGAUCAAGAUUUCUGAUUUUGGCAACACGUUGGAGGUAGGAGAGGUUCCUAAGUUCUGGGAGAGUGAGUUUCCAUGGGUGGGGACUCCUAUCUACAUGCCUCCUGAGUCUGUCCGUGACGGCUUCGCCAACAAAGGAAUAGAUUUGUGGUCUGUGGGGUGUUUGGUGCUGGAGAUGUACACGGGGGUGAUUCCGUGGGAAGGAGUUAAUAUCAAUCUUCUAGCGACUCGUCUCCGUUGUGGUAAAGCUCCUGAGAUCCCUGAGAGUUUACCUUCUGAUGCGAAGGAUUUUAUCCAAACGUGUUUCUCAAGGGAUCCUGAGGAGAGAGGAAGCGCUUCUGAGUUGCUGUCUCAUCCGUUCUUGCCUCGUCCACAAGUUGAAGCAGAGGAGAAGAAAGCAAGAAACUCGUUUCUGUUGAAGCUGUUCAAGUUGAGAGUCAGACGAACAAGUUCCAACAAGAAAGAUGCUCUUGUUGUUGCAGACAAGAAGUUGAGGUUUUUCCCGGCAAAGGCAACACAGUUCAAGAGAACUCUGAACAAAGUCUUGAGGUUUAAGACUAUGAUGCCCAUGAAGAAAUCGACUGACUUCAGUUUAGUUUGUGUUCGUUAGCCUUUAGUUUCUCUGUUUAGACUGUAGUGUCUGUUGAUUAACGUUUAGUAUGUGUCUCUGUGUAGACUGUAGAUUCUGUUCACUUAAAUUUAGUGUCUGAUAAGUAUGUAUAGACUGUAGUUUCCAUUGAUUAAUGUUUUGUAUCUCUGUUUUAGACUGUAGCUUCUGUUGAUUAACGUUUAGCAUCUCUGUUAAGUAUAUAGCCUGUAGUCUCUGUUGGUUAAGUUUAGUAUAUUUGUUUAGUUUAAAGAUCAAAAUUU
Molecule: messenger RNA, 1485 nt
Organism: Raphanus sativus (radish)
Lineage: Eukaryota; Viridiplantae; Streptophyta; Magnoliopsida; Brassicales; Brassicaceae
Product: mitogen-activated protein kinase kinase kinase 20-like
Exons: 1
Coding region: 149-1225 (358 amino acids)
Biological process (GO): protein phosphorylation
Molecular function (GO): ATP binding; protein kinase activity
Source: RefSeq, a predicted model, not a curated record